Oryza sativa Japonica Group (Japanese rice) is the source of this 1811-nucleotide messenger RNA. RefSeq names its product UDP-glucuronate 4-epimerase 1. NCBI's taxonomy places the organism in Eukaryota, Viridiplantae, Streptophyta, Magnoliopsida, Poales, Poaceae. The record is from RefSeq and is a predicted model, not a curated record.
UUUCCCACGGCCAAAAAAAUUAAAGAAAACAAAAAAAAAUCAUUUCUCAGAACAACAAAACCACCAAAAUUCAGCAAGAACUCAAAAUUCUAAUUCUUUUUCGAGCAACGGAACUCAAAAAUAUUUGAUCUCGUUCGAGCUGAAUCGAUGGUGUGUUGUUUGGUUGCGUGAGGAGAGGAGGAGGAGGAGGAGGAGGAGGAUGCGGGUGGUGGUGGAGGAGGAGGAGGCCGAGGUGAUGUACCCGUCGACGCCGGGGAAGGUGAAGGUGGAGCAGCGGUCGUCGGCGGCGAUGAGCCGGCAGGUUCACCGGUGCUUCGCGUCGACGGGGACCAUGUUCCUGUGGGCGCUGUUCCUGGUGGCGAUGACGGCGACGUACCUGAGCUUCCGCUCCCUCGCCGGCGACGCCGCGGCGUCGUCGUCGCGCUACUUCCCGGCGGCGUCGUGGGGCGGGCUGCACUGGGAGCGGCAGAUCAGGGCGUCGGCGUCGCCGCGGCGGCCGCCCGGGUCGGCGGAGGGCGCCGGGCUGUCCGUGCUGGUCACCGGCGCCGCCGGGUUCGUCGGCGCGCACUGCUCCCUCGCCCUCCGCAAGCGCGGCGACGGCGUCGUCGGCAUCGACAACUACAACUCCUACUACGACCCGUCGCUGAAGAAGGCGCGGCGCGCCCUCCUGGGCUCGCACGGCGUGUUCGUCGUCGACGGCGACAUCAACGACGGCCGCCUCCUCGCCAAGCUGUUCGACGUCGUCCCCUUCACCCACGUCCUCCACCUCGCCGCGCAGGCCGGCGUCCGCUACGCCAUGGAGAACCCCUCGUCGUACGUCCGCUCCAACGUCGCCGGCCUCGUCUCCCUCCUCGAGUCCUGCAAGGACGCCGACCCGCAGCCGGCCGUCGUCUGGGCCUCCUCCUCCUCCGUCUACGGUCUCAACGACGCCGUCCCCUUCUCCGAGGCGCACCGCACCGACAAGCCGGCGUCGCUCUACGCCGCCACCAAGAAAGCCGGCGAGGCCAUCACCCACACCUACAACCACAUCUACGGCCUCUCCAUCACCGGCCUCCGCUUCUUCACGGUGUACGGUCCCUGGGGCCGCCCCGACAUGGCCUACUUCUUCUUCACCCGCAACAUCCUGCAGGGGAAGCCGGUCACCGUCUACCGGGGCCGUGAUCACGUCGACAUCGCCAGGGACUUCACCUACAUCGACGACAUCGUGCGGGGGUGCCUGGCGGCGCUGGACACGGCUGGGCGGAGCACGGGCGGGGGCGGGAGGAAGCGCGGGGCGGCGCCGUACAGGAUCUUCAACCUCGGGAACACGUCGCCGGUGACGGUGCCGGCGCUGGUGGCGAUGCUGGAGAGGUGCCUGAUGGUGAAGGCGAGGAGGCACGUCGUCGAGAUGCCCGGCAAUGGCGACGUGCCCUUCACCCACGCCAACAUCAGCCUGGCGAGGGAGCAGCUCGGGUACAAGCCGACGACCAGCCUCGAGAUGGGGCUCAAGAAGUUCGUCCGGUGGUACCUCUCCUACUACGGCUACAACAGAGGAACUCACGCAUUCAGGAGCCGCUUGUGAUGACGAUUAUAUAAAUUGUUAGUAUAGUUAGCAUUAGUGAAUAUAUAAAUAUGUGUUGAACAUUUUUGUUUUUUUUGUUGUUGGGGGGUUUGUGGGGAUGGAAGGAGGAAUUGAUUCUUUUGUUAAUUUUUUUUCCCUUGUUGUAUUUUUGUCAUGUAAAUUAGGUUGUUUAUAGGUUUUCUAAAGUUUACAUUGACAAAAGAAUGGGAAAGUUUAUUUAUCCCUCGAGGGGCCAUUCCCUUGGGGUUUU